AUGGCCUCACCACCUAAACCUUGGGAGCGGGGCGCAGCAGCAGCAGCCCCAGCAGCGACUAUCCCUACCACGCUACCAUCAGCUACGACGAGCUCCUCUUCACCAGAACCUCCUUCAGUGCCUGCACGUCCCCCAGUGUUCUCCAACCCAUCUACAUCUAUCGCAUCACCCUAUAAUUCUUUGCAGUCAUCCUACAAUACUCCAUAUUCGCCGUAUUCGCACCUUGGGUCCUCGUACUACCUCCCCAUAUGGCUCGACGCCUACGGUACUGGGUACGGUGGUUAUGGCAUGAAUAGCAUGUAUGGCGGCAUGCCCGGAAUGGGUGGAAUGGGUGGAAUGGGCAGCAUGGGCGGGAUGGGCAUGUACCCUGGUAUGGAUCCCAACAAUCCUUCCCUUACACAGACCCUCGAAACCACAACCCAACACACCUUCUCCCUUCUCCACUCCAUCGUCCAGACCUUCUCGGGCGUAGCGCAAAUGAUCGAAUCGACAUUCAUGGCGACGCAUAGCUCAUUUUUCGCAAUGGUCGGCGUCAUCGAGCAGUUCAGCCACCUCCGCAAUGCCUUGGGAAGUGUAUUAAGCCUGUUCGGUCUUUUACGGUGGAUGAAGGAGCUCAUCACGGGGCGCCAGAGUUCUACAAGCUCUAUACAGGGCGAAUUUAGAGAAUUCGUCAAUGGCAAGCCCGUUCAGGGUCCGAUGGGUCCCCCUGCUGUCAAGCCCAGCCGAAAACCCAUCAUCAUAUUUUUACUCGCUAUUUUCGGCGUUCCAUAUGCCAUGACGAAGCUCAUAAAAAUUCUCAAUGAGCGCACUAUGCAACAGCAGCAGGCCCAGAUUGGCCCCGGUCCACUGGGCCUCCUUGACCCAUCAACUCUUACAUUUGCACGCGCACUAUAUCCAUUCACGCCUUCAUCUCCAUCCGAGCUUGCGCUCAGAGAGAAUGAAAUCGUCGCUAUCAUGGGCAAGCUGGAUCCCAGCACCGGUGUGGAGGUGGACCCACGGUUGGAGGUGGAGAGUGAGUGGUGGAAAGGUCGGACACGCGAGGGUCGCGAAGGGUGGUUCCCGAAGAAGUGGGUCGAGGUUCUCGAACGACGAAAACCUGCUGAAGAGAGCAAGAAGGUGGUUUGA
Messenger RNA from Suillus paluster, 1125 nucleotides. Its product is annotated as Peroxin 13, N-terminal region-domain-containing protein. Gene Ontology annotation, cellular component: peroxisomal membrane; peroxisomal importomer complex; peroxisome. The record is from RefSeq and is a predicted model, not a curated record. The coding region runs from base 1 to 1125 and encodes 374 amino acids. Gene Ontology annotation, molecular function: protein binding. NCBI's taxonomy places the organism in Eukaryota, Fungi, Basidiomycota, Agaricomycetes, Boletales, Suillaceae. The transcript is spliced from 2 exons. Gene Ontology annotation, biological process: protein import into peroxisome matrix, docking.